Molecule: messenger RNA, 1859 nt
Organism: Oryza sativa Japonica Group (Japanese rice)
Lineage: Eukaryota; Viridiplantae; Streptophyta; Magnoliopsida; Poales; Poaceae
Source: RefSeq, a predicted model, not a curated record
CAGAAGCGCUUCACCUCUCUUUUUUUCCCCUUCUUCUUAUCUCUUCUCUGUCUAUUCCUUCCUAGGGUUUGCAAGGGUGGCGGCGGCGCGUGCUUGGCCUGGGUGAGCCGGCGCACAGGGGCAAGGCGGCGGCGGGUCGCGGCUGUGGCGGCGCGUCGCGGCUGUGGCGGCGCGGGCGUGGGCUGCGGAGGCGCGCGCGGCUGCAGCGGCGCUAGCGGGAGCUCGAGCCGGCGCGCGAGCAGGGGCUGCGGUUAGGCGGCGCGGGUCGGACUGCGGUGAGGCGGCGCGGCGCGCGGCUGCAGCAGCGCCGCGGGCGUGGGCUGCGGAGGCGCGCGCGGCUGCAGCGGCGCUCGCGCGAGCAGGGGCACGGCGACGCUCUCGGGAGCUCAAGCCGGCGCGCGAGCAGGACACGGCGGCGCUGGACCUCAUCACCUUCGAUUCGAAGUGUUCGUAGCCACCAACUGCAGAUCGGGGUUCCCAAUCUCCACGAUGGACAAGAGGACCAAGCUUUUAGUUUGUAUUGCAGCUACAAAUUUAUUGUUGUCGAUGAUGGCCAUGAUUAUUAGGUCUAGAAAAAGAAAGAGGUGUUCAAGGAGAGAAGGUAUUAGAUAUGGCCCAAUGGUUGAAAGGGAUAGAAAAAGAAUUGAGUACCUAGAAACGAAAAUUUGGUGGAACGAUACAACUUGUAUCAACAUGCUUAGACUUAGAAGGGCAAGUUUCUUUCGUUUUUGUAAGCUUUUUAGGGAUCGUGGUUUACUUGAAGAUACCAUUCACAUGUGUAUUGAGGAACAAGUGGCUAUGUUUUUGCAUACAGUGGGGCAUAACCUUAGAAAUAGAUUAGUUCGUACUAAUUUUGAUAGGUCUAGAGAAACAGUUAGCCGUUAUUUCAACAAAGUCCUUCAUGCAAUCGGUGAGCUACGAGAUGAACUAAUCAGGCCCCCCUCAUUGGACACUCCAACUAAAAUAGCAGGAAACCCUAGAUGGGAUCCUUACUUUAAGGAUUGUAUUGGAGCUAUUGAUGGCACACAUAUUAGAGCCUCGGUUCGUAAGAAUGUGGAGUCUUCUUUUCGUGGUAGGAAGUCCCAUGCCACUCAAAAUGUAAUGGCAGCCGUAGAUUUUGAUCUUCGGUUUACUUAUGUCUUGGCUGGUUGGGAGGGGACAGCACAUGAUGCUGUAGUUUUAAGAGAUGCUUUGGAACGUGAAAAUGGCCUCCGUGUCCCACAAGGCAAAUACUAUCUAGUUGAUGCUGGAUAUGGAGCCAAACAAGGAUUCUUGCCUCCUUUUCGUGCUGUUCGGUACCAUCUAAAUGAAUGGGGGAAUAAUCCGGUACAAAAUGAGAAGGAGUUGUUCAACCUUAGACACUCAUCCCUCCGUGUGACGGUUGAACGUGCAUUUGGGUCACUAAAGAGGAGGUUCAAAGUGCUUGAUGAUGCCACUCCAUUCUUCCCAUUUCAAACUCAAGUAGAUAUUGUUGUAGCUUGUUGUAUUAUUCAUAAUUGGGUCGUAAAUGACGGAAUUGAUGAGCUUAUAGCUCCGCCUGAUUGGUCAAGUGAGGACAUUGAUGAAUCGUUAACCGGCCAAGCAAAUGACCAUGCAUUGAUGGUUCAGUUCAGGCAGGGCUUAGCUGAUCAGAUGUGGGCUGACCGUAAUAGCCAUCAUGGAAUGUAAUAUGUAGCUGGGCUACUUGUAUUUCUACCUUAUUUACAAUAUUUCAUUAGUCAAUGAACAUUUUUAUGUAUUUCAUUUGUAUGGACAGCUUGUUGUAGUCCAUUUGCUAAAUUGCAUUUGUAUGGAUAAAUCUAUUGUUGUAUGCUGAAUUAUGGUUUGAUGAAUGCUGAGUUGGUUGACAUAUUGUUGAA